This is a messenger RNA of Neurospora crassa OR74A, 810 nucleotides long. RefSeq lists its product as hypothetical. The record is from RefSeq and is a predicted model, not a curated record. Lineage: Eukaryota; Fungi; Ascomycota; Sordariomycetes; Sordariales; Sordariaceae. The transcript is spliced from 4 exons. Bases 1 to 810 code for a protein of 269 amino acids.
AUGGUGGUCAGCUACCUGCCCCCCCAGCACGGGAACAACACACCUAGCGUAAAGCCCGUCAGCCGUGUGCCAGUGCCAGUGCCAGUGCCAGUACUACCGGUCUGCCAGCAGGCCAGUGCCGAGGUGUUGGUGCUGGUCGCCUCCAUCCAGACACCAAAGCCAAGCCCAAAAGGACAAGGCGAGAAUUUCGCUCGGUUGUUCUCCGGCCUCAAGAUGGAUAUACCGAUGGAUACGGUUAUGGAUUGCGUGCGGAUGGAGAAAACGAGGGUGAGAAAAUCGUGGAAGCGCGGGAAAGGGCUGGUCCAUGAAUCACGCGUCAGGUCACGGCGUGCUGGGAACCGAUCGACCAGUGUGCCGGUCUCGUCAAUGAGGCAUCGUCCACUUGUCGUCGCUGUUGCCGUUGUCGUCGCAGGGUGCACACCACCUGAUCACCACGGGCGCCGUCGUCUCAAAGAGAGAGCCAAGCUGCCCUGGCUGCAUGGAACAAAAAGCGGUCUGGAGGCGGUUUUUCUAGAAGGUUUGGAGCAACACCAGGGCAACGAAUGGCAGUCGCCAAGUGGCGCGCAAGUAGAAAGAAGCCAUGCUCUGACCAAUCAGGAGCGUCGAGCUAUGGAGAGCCUCAAGGGCUGCAAGAACAACGGGCAUGGAGGUGGGAACGAAAUAUGUGCCGCACAUGCACAUGCUAGCAAGGGAAGUAACCGUUAUAACCCGGCGAUUAUUCCCGUCACGAGCGAAGAGAAAGCAAAAGGUAAAAAGAGAUUGACAGCCGAGACAAGAGAGGCUGGCAUGCGACCAAUCGAGGGCCAGUAA